This is a messenger RNA of Diabrotica balteata, 1434 nucleotides long. NCBI's taxonomy places the organism in Eukaryota, Metazoa, Arthropoda, Insecta, Coleoptera, Chrysomelidae. The record is from the annotation of a GenBank genome assembly.
AUGGAAGCUAAUCAGUUUAGGGAAUUCGGAAAGGAGAUGAUUGACUACGUCGCCAACUACCUCGAGAAUAUAAGAGAAAGGCGUGUACUACCCAUGGUUGAACCAGGAUAUUUAAGACCGCUUAUACCAGAAACUGCACCAGAAAAACCCGAUAAAUGGGAAGACAUCAUGAAGGACCUUGAAAGAGUUAUUAUGCCAGGAGUAACUCACUGGCAUUCACCCAGAUUUCACGCUUAUUAUCCGACGGCCAAUUCUUAUCCUGCAAUUGUUGCCGACAUACUGAGCGGUGCAAUCGCCUGCAUAGGUUUCACUUGGAUUGCCAGUCCAGCGUGUACGGAGCUUGAAGUCGUUACGUUAGAUUGGCUUGGAAAGAUGUUGGGGCUCCCAGAUGCUUUCCUCGCUUGUUCCGGUGGCAAAGGAGGUGGCGUUAUCCAGGGCACUGCUAGUGAAGCCACUUUAGUAGCGUUGCUUGGAGCUAAAGCACGAACGAUUGACAGAGUUAAAAAAGAACGUCCCGAGUUAUCCGAGACGGAAAUCGUUGGGAAAUUAGUUGGAUACACGUCGAGCCAAAGCCACUCUUCUGUGGAACGUGCUGGACUUUUAGGAGGAGUGAAACUCAGGUCACUUCAGCCAGAUGAAUCAAACAGACUGAGCGGAGCAUUAUUAGAAAAAGCUAUUCAAGAAGACAUAGAGGCUGGACUCAUACCAUUUUAUGCUGUGGCAACACUUGGUACCACGUCUUCAUGCACCUUCGAUAGAUUGGACGAAAUGGGCCCAGUUUGCAACAACAAUAACGUUUGGCUUCACGUUGAUGCGGCAUAUGCUGGUUCUGCUUUUAUUUGCCCUGAGUACAGGUAUCUCAUGAAGGGUGUAGAAAAAGCAGAUUCCUUCAAUUUUAACCCCCACAAAUGGAUGUUAGUUAAUUUUGACUGCUCUGCUAUGUGGCUAAAAGACCCAUCCUGGCUGGUAAACGCAUUCAACGUGGAUCCUCUGUACUUAAAACACGACCAACAAGGCUCAGCUCCCGAUUACCGCCACUGGCAAAUUCCUUUAGGAAGAAGAUUUAGGUCUCUUAAAUUAUGGUUUGUGUUAAGAUUGUUCGGUGUGGAAAACAUUCAAGCGCAUAUUAGAAAGCAGAUUGGUUUGGCUCACGACUUCGAAGCUUUAGUUAGAAGUGACGAUAGAUUUGAAAUCACAGAAGAAGUUUUAAUGGGUUUAGUCUGUUUUAGACUAAAAAGUUCCAACGAGAUAAACGAAACUUUAUUGAAGAGGAUCAAUGGUAGAGGACUCAUUCAUUUAGUACCUUCCAAGAUUAGGGAUACGUACUUCUUAAGAUUGGCCAUUUGUUCAAGAAUGACCGAGAAGUCAGAUAUAGAAGUAUCAUGGAAAGAAAUUAGGGCUGCAGCGGACGAAGUUUUGACCAAAAAAGAAUAA